AUGGAGACCAAUCAAGACCAAACUGAGAUUCAAGUAGCUGAAACAACGCCAAACAGUGAACCAGAAUCAAUGAUUGCGCCGCCACCAUCGCCUCCCACCGUCAACGAAGAAAGCAAAGUUACAAUCGCUGCUACUGGUGCCAAAAAAGUGAGGACUGAGAAGAACAAGCCAGCAAAGAAAUCGUCAAAGACCUCGAAGCCUAAGAACACAGAGUCGUCUGAUAGUGACACUCGCGAUGCAGAGAGUGAAUCCGAGAACAGUGUCGACCACGAAAAAGGCAAGCGUAAGAAGAAACGUAAAGCAGCCGUAAAGACGCAGGAAACUCGCAGGAGCAAGAUCAAAGCAAAGUUGAAGAAGAGGAAGAGCAAGAGAAGGAUCAAGAAGGCAGAUCUGAGUGACGACUCAAGCGACGAUACUUGCGGAACCUCGAUCGAGUCGGGCUUAGAUACGACCUCAGAUUCUGAGACGGAUGGCAACAGAACACGGAGAAGCAGUCAUAAGACCCACAAAGCCAAAUCAAAAUCCAAGAGGAAGUCGAAGAGAAAUGAGACCUCUAGCGAUGAUGAUGAGUCUGAGUUAUCCUCCAACACCUCUUCCAGCAGCGACUCAGACUCUACUUCCGACGACGUGAAGGCAGAACGCAAAAGGGCCAAGACAAAACGCAGAGUCAAGAAGCUUGUGGAAUUCGUUGCGUCUGCAUCCGAAAGCGAAGACGCGCCCCUUUCUCCGGGUGUAAUCCUUGAAUUUCCGGUUCCUGGGGAUGAUAUUAACACGCAAGUAGCAAAGAUGGAUGCUAUCUUGCGGAGCCUCAAGACGGAACAACUCGCUGCUACGAAUGCUGCCACAGUUGGUAUCACACCGCGGUUACCCAAGUCGCUAGCCAAAAAGAACGCACAUGAGUUCAAGCGCAUUGACCAGGUGUGGGAUACCAAGCUCCGUGAUUACAAGCUCAUUGAAAGUACGGCCGACCAAAAGGAUGAGUUCGAAUGUGUUUUCACUGUACGGCGAAGGUUCAACUGGGAAGGCAAGCAUCAUGAGACGCUUGUGGACAUCAAGUCAAAAGCUCUGAGAAGUGCACUUCAGGUUAUUUUGAAAGAGUGCAAGAACGUUAGUCUCGUUGAGGAUACUCCCGAAGUUGACCCUCAUACGCUGUUCCAUCACUACAACGAAAUCAAGCAGUAUGUCAAACAUACUAUGAAGCCCAAACUGAAACGCACGAGAAAAUCCAAGGAUCGAAAGAAGCUCACGCAAGAGAUUGCUCAAUGCAAAUUACUACUGGGCUACAUCGAUGAGGACUUUGCUGCGACUCGGAAGGCGUUGAAGCCCCUGCUCAAGGCGGGCACUAUUACAUACGACUUGUGCUGGGCACUGUUCAAACCGGAUACGAUUGUCUAUACGCCCACAUACGGUAACAAAGAUGAUCCGAGAUGUUUCAAGGUCGACCAGUGUUUUGAGUACGAGAGUUGGCUGAGUGGGGCCAAGUCCUGGAUGAUCAACGGUCGCUAUCUUGAGUAUGAUGGUAAAGUCUUUGGUUUCGGAGAUCAUCAAACUGAAAUCAAGGCUUUCAAGGGGCACAAAAAGAUCACCAGUCUUGUCGCGUACCCGUUGGAGUAUCACAAAGAUCUGAAGAAUAUUCAGAAGCAACUCAUCGAGCGAGGCAAGAAAUUUGUUGCGCUUCAAGGGAUGAGCUACCGUCUACAGAAGGGUAUCGCUUACAUGAAGGUUAAGAACACAAUCGCCAAGUUCAACAUUAACGGCCGUGUCAUGAUCGAUCCUGCGAUUUUUCGCCGAAUACAGCCAAACUACCCACUGUCUUACAUCAAACAAGACGAGCUGGACCGGGAAGAUGAGGAACAGGAAGUGAGCGACGAUUGCUGCUACUCGAAUGAAGAGGAUGAUGGAGACCUGUCAGGUAGCGAGAGACCUGAGAAGGACCCAUUACGCGUUGUUUUGUGGAAAGACAGCAAAGGCAAGAAGCAUCCCAUCACAGUAUUCCAGAGUCAGGUCGAUGCCGAGAACGGUGUCGGAGAAAACGCUACGUCGAAGCUCGAGAUGGACGAAGAUGGUCAUAUGGCGCGCCACAUCUUCACCGAGGAAGAGCUUCUCAUCGCUUCACCCGUAGUCCUCGGCUUUGCCUUCUCUGAGAAACUCUGGCUGGAAUUUUCUCUUUCCGGUAUCGAAGAGAUACAAUGGAACGCUGAAGCCUUCGAAUCCCUUGUUCUGCCCGACCGCGUUAAAUCUAAUUUGAAAGGUCUCGUCUCAUCACAUCGCUUCAAUGCUGCUCGGACAAUUGACGAUGUUAUCCAAGGCAAAGGCAAAGGGCUGAACGUUGUGCUCCACGGCCCUCCAGGAGUUGGUAAAACUCUUACCGGCGAGUCCAUUGCAGAAUACCUCAAGUGCCCUCUGUAUGCCGUCUCAGCCGGCGAGCUUGGCACCAACUCCGGCAGUCUGGAGCGUGAUCUCAAUCGCAUCAUGGACAUAACGCACUCUUGGGGCGCCAUCUUACUUCUUGAUGAAGCUGAUGUCUUCCUUGAAGCGCGCCAGCCGCAUGAUAUUCACCGCAACAGCCUUGUCUCGGUGUUUCUUAGGCUUACAGAAUACUACCAAGGCAUCCUUUUUCUGACCACAAACCGUGUCGAGACCUUCGAUGAGGCGUUCCAAAGCCGUAUCCAUAUGGGUAUUCGGUACGAGAACCUGAAGCCGCCAGCGAGGAAGAAGAUCUGGCAACACCACGUGGGCAAGGUAGAGAAGAUGGCGAUGGAGGAACUUCAAGAAGGGAAGGGGAAGGAUCGGAGCGAGAAGAAGCCUUUCAAAGAGCUGGACUUUGACGAGUUGAGCAAAAAGAACAUGAAUGGACGCCAGAUCAAGAACACGGUCAAAACCGGCCAAUCCAUCGCACUGUCCGAGGGCGCCGCCUUCGGCAUGGAGCACAUUAAGCGUGUUCUAGAGGUUGCUGAGGCUUUCGAAGACGAUAUGCGAGGCGGCAAGGGAUACCGCGAUGCCAUGCUGCACUACACCUAA
Messenger RNA from Ascochyta rabiei, 3021 nucleotides. RefSeq lists its product as uncharacterized. The record is from RefSeq and is a predicted model, not a curated record. The transcript has 3 exons. The coding region runs from base 1 to 3021 and encodes 1006 amino acids. Gene Ontology annotation, molecular function: ATP hydrolysis activity; ATP binding. NCBI's taxonomy places the organism in Eukaryota, Fungi, Ascomycota, Dothideomycetes, Pleosporales, Didymellaceae.